AUGCAUCUCCCAUCCCUCAUCGGUGCCCUACUAGCACUCAGCACCUAUGCUGCCCCCGUCACGGAUAAUGCCAGUCAAAGCGAAGUAGACAACGGAAGCAAGCUCUUCCAGCGCGACUCAUCGACAGGCCAGUUAUGCCGGGUUCUCUACAGCAGAGACGUCAACUGCCGCGCCGGGCCGGGCACGAACUACGAGCGGCGGGCGUACCUGAAUAAGGAGUAUGAGCGGGGGUAUUGGUUUACGUGUGUGAAGUCCGGCGAGUGUAUUACGCUGAAUGGGGUGCAGAAUUGUGGCUGGGAUUACUUCGAGGAGGAUAGGUGCUAUGUUAAUGGUCAUUAUACGGAUGGUUCUUGUACUCUGGCCAAACUUGGUCGCUGCAAGUAG
Aspergillus puulaauensis is the source of this 384-nucleotide messenger RNA. RefSeq lists its product as uncharacterized. Bases 1 to 384 code for a protein of 127 amino acids. The record is from RefSeq and is a predicted model, not a curated record. The transcript has 3 exons. NCBI's taxonomy places the organism in Eukaryota, Fungi, Ascomycota, Eurotiomycetes, Eurotiales, Aspergillaceae.